This is a messenger RNA of Cydia fagiglandana, 2015 nucleotides long. RefSeq names its product odorant receptor 43a-like. Gene Ontology annotation, biological process: sensory perception of smell; detection of chemical stimulus involved in sensory perception of smell. Gene Ontology annotation, cellular component: plasma membrane. The record is from RefSeq and is a predicted model, not a curated record. Gene Ontology annotation, molecular function: olfactory receptor activity; odorant binding. Bases 58 to 1335 code for a protein of 425 amino acids. NCBI's taxonomy places the organism in Eukaryota, Metazoa, Arthropoda, Insecta, Lepidoptera, Tortricidae. The transcript is spliced from 9 exons.
AGUUUUACAGAUAAUAAACUAAUAAUACAUUAACGAGAUAUACGGUUAUUAUUCGACAUGGUUUUGAAUCGAGUGUAUGAAGUUUUGAAGAAGAGAUAUAAUGAUGGCCAUGUCGAAUCGCCUUUGGACUCCAAGUAUAUGACCCAAGUCCAGUUUCUCCUGAGCGCCAUAGGAUCCUGGCCUUAUCAUCAACUUGGACGAAGUCGAUUAGCCGCCAUUAUGUCUACGGUCAAUGCUAUUCUCAUAGCUGUUGGCAUAAUGGCGUGUGUUUUGGAAGCAAGCUACAUUCAGCGGAAUAGAGAAAAACUGACGUUUUUCCAUUUUGGCCAUGUUAUUUUGUGUUGUUUUCUUAAUAUGUUGUAUGUGCAAAGGCUAUUUACAGCAAGGACUGAUAAAUAUCAAGAGACUGUAAAGGAUUAUUUACUUGAUUUUCAUUUGUUUUACUUCAAAGGCCGGUCACCAUAUGCCGCUAAGGUAUACGCACAAAUCCACAUAAUAUCGAUAAUGUUCACAAUCUACGUGAUGUGGGAGAUGUUCAUAGGAGUUGCCCUGUUCAUAUUCAUGCCUUGGUUCAAUAACUAUAGCAGAGGCAUGUUCAACGAAAACCGGCCCCAAAACACCACGUUUGAACACUCUAUGUAUUAUUAUCUACCUGACACCGUAUAUACAACUAUAGAGGGAUAUUGGAUAUUAUUUGGCAUCAACAUACCCAUUUCCUGCGUAGUCACAAUAGGCCUCUGUGUUUUCGAUCUCCUCCUCAGCCUGAUAGUGUUCCAAAUUUGGGGGCACCUUAGAAUUCUGAAGCAUAAUUUGUUUAGUAUACCGAUUCCGGCAAAAAGAGGAUCAUAUUCGGUUGAAGAGAAUAAUCGAAUACGAAUGUUGUUAAAGGAAAUUAUAUUACAUCACAAGUUUAUUGUAAAAUUCGUGGACAGAUGCUCGGACGCGUUCAGCGAAUAUUUGUUCGCGUUCUACCUGCUCAUGCAGUUCAUCACCUGCAUCUUACUGCUGGAAGUAACCUCUUUCACAGCAGAGGCGCUGGCUAAAUACGGCCCCUUGACCAUUGGGAUGCAUCAGCAGUUAAUACAAGUGUCGAUUCUUUUCGAAAUGUUAAACACCAAGAGUGAGCAGCUGAUCGACGCUGUAUACGCCAUCCCCUGGGAGCACAUGGACACACGCAACAGAAGAACUCUGCUGUUUUUCCUUCAUAGGGUCCAGACCCCAGUCGGUUUGAAAGCAGCCAAGGUCGUUCCUGUUGGGGUCAACACUAUGUUUGCAGUUCUGAAAACCACGUUCUCGUAUUACAUGAUGCUGAAGACUCUAGCUGGAGAGCAAUAAAGUAUAUAGUUUGUCUAUAAGGUGUAAGGACUGUCAUAUUUCAAUCAUAGAAUUAAAAUCGAAACUAACUGUAAGAUUGAUAACAGUUUAUUUAACCCUGAGACAGUGUCGCUGCAAACAGCUUACGUAUGGCAAUAAUGUGCGUACGACAUGUAUAGUCGGGGUAGUGGGCAUUGGCUUCAUGUCGAUACUCGUAUAAUGUCAGAAAUAUUGCUUACAGAGAAAUUCGGUUCUUUCAAUUUACCUAUUCGUCAAAAUCUGAUUCUAAAUAUUCAAUAUUUAUAUAUUCUUCGUUUUCUGACUCUGACGAAGUCUGAUUUUCAUCAGAUGUUGUGUCGCUUUCAGGACCACCAACCUCGAUUAUAAAACGUUCAGUCUGCAAUUCGAUUAUAGGACCUAUAAUCGUCUUCAAUUUUUUUAACAUGGUCACAGCAAUUGCUCCAAUUUUCUUGAGUUACUUACUAUACGAUACGAUAACCAGUUCAAUACAACCGCACUAUAAAACGUCAAUACCGGUCAUGAGUGUCAUGACAACAACCAACUUUAAAACAUUGUUUAUUGGAAUACUAUGUAAUCCUUCGUCUUUUUUAAGCUGUAAGUAUUUGAUUGCAUUCACUACAAUUUUUUUCGCAUCUUUGGAAUAUUUUUUUGGCAUUUUUGUAAUAAAACCGUUUAAAUUU